Messenger RNA from Leptinotarsa decemlineata (Colorado potato beetle), 1467 nucleotides. RefSeq names its product Electron transfer flavoprotein beta subunit (gene Etfb). Gene Ontology annotation, cellular component: mitochondrion. Gene Ontology annotation, molecular function: electron transfer activity. The record is from RefSeq and is a predicted model, not a curated record. Gene Ontology annotation, biological process: amino acid catabolic process; fatty acid beta-oxidation using acyl-CoA dehydrogenase. NCBI's taxonomy places the organism in Eukaryota, Metazoa, Arthropoda, Insecta, Coleoptera, Chrysomelidae.
CUGUCAACAUUGACCAUUGAUCUUAUUCACAGGGUAUCAAAGUCCAGGUUCUUUUACUUCAAAAAUAUUGAAAUUUUUUUAUAUUUAAAUUGAUUCAAAAUUGUUAGAAGUGAAUAAUGGCUCGUGUUCUAGUGGGCGUUAAAAGAGUUAUAGACUAUGCUGUGAAAAUCCGCGUGAAACCAGACAAAACAGGCGUUGUAACGGAUGGAGUAAAACAUUCCAUGAACCCCUUCGACGAAAUAGCUGUGGAGGAAGCCGUUCGUCUCAAAGAAAAAAAAAUUGCCUCAGAAAUAAUUGCUGUGUCUUGCGGCCCCGCACAGUCCCAGGAAGUCAUACGAACCGCUCUAGCGAUGGGAGUCGAUAAGGGAAUUCACGUAGAAGUAUCAGGACCUGACUACGAGACCCUGCAGCCGAUUCACGUCUCGAAAAUCCUGGCGAAAAUAGCCCAAAAUGAAAAGGCUGAUAUCAUAAUUGUUGGGAAACAGGCUAUUGAUGACGAUUCAAAUCAGACGGCACAAAUGACAGCUGCCAUGCUGGACUGGUCUCAAGCUACCAAUGCCUCAAAGAUUGAGAAAGGCGACAAACAUUUGACGGUUACAAGAGAAAUCGAUGGAGGUUUAGAAACUAUCAAGUGUAAACUUCCUACAGUUAUCAGUGCUGACUUGAGACUCAACGAACCACGUUAUGCCACUUUACCAAAUAUUAUGAAAGCCAAGAAAAAACCUAUACAGAAAACAACCCCGAAGGAUCUAGGUGUAGAUAUCAGUCCUCGAAUACAAAUAUUGAGUGUAGAAGAACCUCCUACUCGACAAGCUGGAGCUAUUCUACCGGACGUUGAUGCUCUUGUCGGUAAAUUGAAGGAAGGAGGUCAUAUUUGAAUUUGUCGCAAUUUUCAGGAAGGUACCCGAUAACCACAUGUGUCUGAAUCAUAUCAAAUUGUGCUACAUAGGAUGGUUUUUGUAAAGUCCGACUUUUAACUCAUCACAUCACGUGGUGUUCUUUUCCAAAUUUACUGUUGAUGAAUUUUAGCUGGGGAUAUUCAGUUUGAUCGAGUUUGGCCUUGAAUGCUCACUACGGUAUUCAGAAGUGGGAUAAUAACUUGUAAAAAUAGGUAAGGCUUUUUACAUUCAGUUAACGGAAAAUAUGGUAGAAAUAUUUGAUUUCCUGAAAAAUCUAAUGUUUGAAGCUUUAUAUUUGGCAGAAAUUUGAACUUUGAUGGAAAUAUUUCUUUCAAUCACCUUUUAACUUUUCUUCUAUUGGAGUUUUAUUGUAUUCAGUUUACAGUUGGAUAAGACAUGCAUUGGUUGCCAAUUUAGUAAUUUUUUAGUUUUUAUCAAAAUUCAUCAUAUCCAGUUUUAUAUAAUAUUCGAAUGUUUUUAUUGUUAGUGCAACUUAAUAUUGUUGAACCAUGUUGUUUUUUUAUAGUUGAAUUUUAAUGUACCUAAAUAAAUAUAUUUUAUAAUGGGA